Megalobrama amblycephala (Wuchang bream) is the source of this 1519-nucleotide messenger RNA. RefSeq names its product SLAM family member 9-like. The transcript is spliced from 3 exons. Lineage: Eukaryota; Metazoa; Chordata; Actinopteri; Cypriniformes; Xenocyprididae. The record is from RefSeq and is a predicted model, not a curated record. The annotation marks the transcript as partial.
UCUGUGACUCUCUUUUCUCCAGGAGUGUUUGGUGUUGAUGAACUGAAGUCAGUGUCAGUGAUGGAGGGAGAUUCAGUCACUCUAAACUCUGAUCUUACUGAAAUAGAUGAUGAAGAUCUGAUUCUGUGGAGGUUUGGAGCUGAAAACACUUUAAUAGUUAAAAUCAGUUUACUGGAGGGCAGAAUCACUGUAUAUGGUGAUGUUCUUGAUGGGAGAUUCAGAGACAGACUGAAACUGGAUCAUCAAACUGGAUCUCUGACCAUCACAAACAUCACAACUGAACAUGCUGGAGAUUAUCAACUACUGACCAACAGUGUGAGAAAGAGUUUCACUCUCACUGUCCAUGCUCGUCUCCCUGUUCCUGUCAUCAGCAGAGACUCUUCACAAUGUUCAUCAUCAUCAUCAUCAUCAUCAUCAAAUUGUUCACUGGUGUGUUCAGCUGUGAAUGUGGGUCAUGUGACUCUCUCCUGGUACAAAGGAAACAGUUUAUUGUCCAGCAUCAGUGUGUCUGAUCUCAGCAUCAGUCUCUCUCUACCUCUGGAGGUGGAAUAUCAGGAUAAAAACACCUACAGCUGUGUGCUGAACAAUCCCAUCAGCAACCAGACUCAACAUCUGGACAUCACUCACCUCUGUCACACAUGUGCAGAAGUCCACACCCAUUGUUGUGAUUCUGCUGAAGCUGUGCUCCGAUUGGUCGUCACUGCUCUGAUGGGCGUGGCUGCUGCGGCUGCUGCUGUUCUUCUGGUCAAUGACAUCAGAUCUACGAGAAGUUAAAUGGAGGAAACAGAACUGAUGUCAUAAAUAUGGGAGUUUGAAUCAGUAAAGAUGAAAAAUUAUGUGUGGUUUAAUUAUUCACUGAUGGUGAAACAAAGCUUUUCUUUACCUGAAUCUGGUGUAUUGGGGCCAUCUGGUGGCCAAAACAAUGAAUAUUCUGCAAUAAUUAAUUUUAUUCUAAUACCAUCCAUUUUACAUUUCUUUUUGCUUAAUUUAAGUGGUUACUGUUUUCAUUUUGUUUUAUAAUUAUAUGCAGCAACCCCGCAAAUACAAAUGUAAAAACAUUUCUUACACCAAUAAAUCACUGUAGAAUUGAACAUAAAAAGUAACUUUUACUUUUUAGUUACAGUUACAGGCAGUAGAGGCAUUAGUUUGCAGAUCAAUGACUAACACCUUGAUGUAAAAUGAGCAUUUGCUCAUUUUUAGGGCCAAAGCCCCAUAAAGGGCUGAAGGCCCUAUUGUUUUCCUUAGGAAAAUUAUUUUUUUUUCUAAGUUUUUGGGGGUUUUGGGGCCCUUAACAUGCUCAAAAACUCUUGAAACUUUGCACACACAUCGGAAUAGUCGGCCAUCAGGCCUGGCAGAAGCUGGUACCUGGGCGUGGCAGCAGAGCCGGUGUUACAAUAUAUUCGGUUCCUGAAAUAUUCUGUUCCACUGGGUGGCGCUUACACGAAUAUUCAUGAGAUCCUGCUAUUGUGUGCCUGUCCGUGAGACAACGCGCAAGUGAAUGGAACUGAAAAUAUUAGCA